Molecule: messenger RNA, 1946 nt
Organism: Pantherophis guttatus
Lineage: Eukaryota; Metazoa; Chordata; Lepidosauria; Squamata; Colubridae
Source: RefSeq, a predicted model, not a curated record
CCACAAGAAAUGAGGUUGAGCAGGAGUUGUGGAGUUUUUGAGUCAGUAAGUACCCUGGGGGAAAGCUGACCAUAAUACAAUGGUGUUUUUUUUCCUACAUUAAAGGUGACUUCCUUUGAAAGGGUACGGAUUUUGCUCCUGCUCUGGGACACAUGGAUCAUGGAAUUCGGGGUAACCCCUUGCAGUUUUCUCGCCGGUAUCGCUAUGCCCGAGAAAAGAUGCCCUAUUAUGCCUAUCAUUGUAAGCCGAUAGGUCCCCCGUUGCCAAUGUUCGUUAAAAAAAGACUUCCGAGAUAUGGAUCCCAAUAUAUCCCACUCUAUGGGACAAAGUUGAUUUCCUUCAGAAACAUCCCACUCUACAGACGUGGGAUAUGGGUGACGCCGUACUUGCCAGCCCGCGUAGCUGGGUAUCAACCCCGGACCAUCCCUGUGGAGUUCGACGUGUGCCCGAGCAAGUUCUCCAAACCGAGAACAACCAGAAAUCCGGUGAGGCCAUAUGUAGAGGACUUUCAACACCAAAUUCAGAGUACAGCCGGAUACGACGGCACGACAAAAGGCCCACACGGCCCCAUCCACAAAGGUUCGUUGCCUUGUAUGAUUCCUGAGCGUGUCCCUCGGAUGACCAAAGGUCCAGUGCUCUAUUCCUCCAGAGAUCUUCACCCGGGCUUAACCCAGGUCCCACGGGUCUCCAGGCGACCGACCUUCUACGCAUCUGAGGAUCCUUUGCUUUGCUCGAGUAAGGAAGAACUAUCUCAGAGGACCAAAAGACCCACACAGUAUCCCUCAAAGCUCACUCAAGGAAACCGAGUCAGAGAUUCAGCUCCCCCCAUGAUCAAUGACCCGCCGCAACCUGAGGCCAAGCUCUCCUCCCAACCAAAGGCCGUCAAAGGUUCACGGGUCAUCGCCACGAAGGUUCCACGGGCCAACUUCCUGACGCUUUCGCAUUCGUUCAUCAAGAGAGGGGCCCAUUCUUUUCUCACGAAAACCUCCCAAGCUCAUUUCUUCAAGGGCUCGCGGGCUUCCCUGGUCAAACCUUCUCGGACCUCCUUGGUCAAGGGAUCUCAGCCCAGCCUUGCCCACACGGCCAUCUUCCCAGCCCCCAAAAACCUGUCCAAAACGGUGAAAAUUUCAAACACCGGGAAGAAAUAUUGCUCGGCGAUUAACUGGCCGUUUUGAACGCCAGAGGUGUAGCUCAACCCAUAUUUUUUAUAAAAAAAAGAGCAGAGAGGAUUUUCUCUCUGCAAAGAAACAUUUGACAUUCCCCAAAAAUCUCAAUAUACAAAACUGGAAGGCAGUCCUCUUUUGAUAUGUGCACUUCCCAGAAUUUUGUGACACGGUUUGUUCAUCGCACAGAGUGUUAUAUUGGGUGUACAAACCUCCGGUGUACAUGAGCGGGGAAAAAACAAGAGAAUCUCUCCAAACCAACGUCGGUGACAGAAAACUGCCAAUUAAAUGAACUCGCCUUUCCAUGCUGUUUGCAUGCAAAUCUCCGCUGAGGUUUAUUUUGCGAGUCAAAUUCCAUUCCUACGUAUUUUCAAUUUAUACAUUUAUUCAGCAGAGGCCGUUAGGGUUUACCUGCGAUUCCUGUGCGAGUGUGUAGAAAAAUGUAAGAUUGAGGGAAUUGAAAGUAGCCCAAUUCCAACAGAGUUGGAAUAGUUUCAAAGCUUUUCGUUGAAUACAGGAGCAAUUGUCUAAAACUUAUGAAGGAAAAGAAAAAUCGGAAAAGGAGAGAAGAUAUCUAAUUCGUUCUUGUUUCUUCUUCUUCUUCUUCUUCUUCUUCUUCUUCUUCUUCUUCUUCUUCUUCUUCUUCUUCUUCUUCUUCUUCUUCUCCUCCUCCUCCUCCUCCUCCUCCUCCUCCUUCUCUUUAAACAUAUCUUUAUUUCCCCAUCUAAGUCCAUACCUCUAAAUAUGGUAAUGAUUUAUGAUUUUUUUUUACAAAUAAAAACA